Messenger RNA from Symbiodinium natans, 1677 nucleotides. The record is from the annotation of a GenBank genome assembly. Lineage: Eukaryota; Dinophyceae; Suessiales; Symbiodiniaceae.
AUGCUUGCAAGCUUUGAGUUUGAUAAUGACAACGGGCAUGGCUGUUCAUACGCGCAGUCCACGUCUACGCUGAGUGCGUGCUCUUGUGGCUUAGCAAGACUCUUGUUGCAGCCUGCUUCGCGUAAAGUAAAGUGUGGUCAGGGUCCCGUGUUUGGGCCGGGAGACCUUGCGGAGAUUGGCGUGCACCUGGAUCAGCAGGAGCGUGCGUUGGUCCGGACACAAAGCUCGAACAGCCAAGGUGGUGCCGGCCUCGAAGGGCAACCUUACAAUGUUGACAGUUCUGCAGAUGGUGGGAAUUUCAGCAUUCAGGUGUUGACAGUUGCGCUGGAGCGGUUCAAGCUCGACCUGGUGUCUUCCAGGCAUCCUGACGUGAAGGACAAAAUGCAGGAUCCCGACAGCGCCACCGAAGCAUUUCUGUGCCAAUAUCGAGACCACUGGUUUGCCAUUCGGAAGGAAUGUCCGGAAGACGCAGAGCACGUGCCGCCGGCAACGCCAGCAACGCCACCACCGCCGGCAUCGCCAGAACUGCCAACGUCCAUCUCGCUUCGGGUAGCACUGCUGAGUGGCGAAGCCACCAGAGUGACCGUGGAUCCCCACAGCACCAUCCAAGUGCUUCGAUCCAAAGUGCAGAAGGAACUUGGAAUCCAUGAACUUAUCACUGCAGAGGGUCAGCUGCUGAAAGGGACAAGGGCCACCUUGCUGGACAUAGGCUUGCAGGAUGGAGAUACUGUCCAUCACACGUAUUCGGCCUUCGCAGCCAUUCGGAGUGAUGGCAGUGUGGUCACCUGGGGUGACAAGCACGGCGGUGGUGACAGUAGUGCUGUCCAGUCCCAGCUUCGAGAUGACUAUGGAGGCGAUUGCCAGGUGGUGCAGGAGCAGCUCUAUGAUGCUCGAGACAUUCAGGGCUCGAACUCAGCCUUUGCCGUCAUCCGUGGUGAUGGUGGGGUGGUCACCUGGGGUGACAGGCAAGUAGGGGGUGACAGCAGUCUCGUCCAAUCCCAGCUGCACGAUGUCCACUGCACGUCGCUUCGCACCGCCAAGUUCUCCACCCAGGCAAAUGGAGCUGAGUUUCAAAGGCUCCGGGGCCAUAAAGAGUGCGGCUUGGACACAUCGCAGCAAAGAUUAUUCCUGAAAGGCAAGUUGCUGAAGGACGAGGACACCCUCGAGUCAGCCAAGAUUAGCGACAAGUCGACCCUUUUCCUCGUGAAGGGAGCCUCAACUGCUUCUGGUGGUACAGAGGCGAAGGAAGAAAAGAAAGAAGAGGAGCCUUUGGUUCCGGUCCCCUGCCGCGGCGGGUGCGGAUUCUGCGGCACCGCCAAGACCGACAACUACUGUUCAAAGUGCUACGCCGAGCGAAAGAAGAAAGAAGAGGAGGAGGAGGUGAAGGCAAAGAAAGAGAAGGAAGAGGCGGCUAAGGUUGAAGAGAAGAAAGAAAAUCCUGAAGAGGUAGCUGAAGCCGUGCCUCGGGAAGAACAGAAGGACAAGACCAAGUGCUGGCACUGUGGUAAAAAGUGUGGUCUCACCGGCUUCGAGUGCCGCUGUGGCUACACCUUCUGCGGAAAGUGCAGACACGCAGAGGACCACAACUGCGAUUUCGACCACAAGGGCAAGGGUCGAGAAAUCCUCGCCAAGAACAACCCAAAUAUUUCCAUUAAAGGUGGUGCUCCUGCUGUUUGA